AUGCUCUGUUCCACUCACCACAGACACCCUCCUAAAGCAUAUCAAGCCUUCUGGAUAGUGAAAAUCGACACGUUCCGCGCAGCCUGCGAGGCUGAAAAGGAAAUUCUGGAGAGCAAGAACGCCCAGACUGACGUGACAAAACUUCCAGAGAGAGAGAAGACAAAAGAUCUUUACAAAGACGUCGGCAACUCGGCGGUCAAGACACCACCAUCGCCCCCCAACAAUAUCAAAGAUGACAGCAAAAUUGCCGCCAGAUAUUGGAGUGACAAGGGAUAUGACACGAGCUCAUUUAUUAUACUUGGGAAGAAUGACAGCGAAGAGGACAAUGUUGCACCGCACGACAAGAUAAGCAGGGUCGCACAAGAACUGCUGAGAUCGGAAAAUAAGAAAACAGCCAACAAUGAAGUCAGCCCAGGGCUUGUGUACGUAUUUGCGGUACCCGGGAAUGAGGGCUUCGUAAAGGUGGGCUUCACGACGAAGGAAGUCAAAGAGCGCCACGAGAAGUGGAGCAAGGACUGCAAUCGGGAUUCGACAUUGCUCUAUCCGUUGGAGAAAGUGCCACCGAAGGUGAAGCAUGCACAUCGGGUGGAGAGGCUGGUACAUGCGGAGCUCAUGGAGCACAAUGUGCGGAUUUACUGCGAGAGAUGCGGGAUGCAACACAUUGAGUGGUUCGAGGCGGAGGCGGACGUUGCCAUUGCGUCGGUGAAGAAGUGGUCGCUGUGGAUGGAGGCAAACCCGUAUGAAGAGAGGCUGACUCGUGAGGGUUCGCGGUGGCAUUUAAAGGAGACGGAGAGGGAACGGCUAUAUGAUAUUGGCACGUUUCUACAAGACCUGCAAGAAGGAGUUCAAAAACUCGAAGCUGCAGAGUAG
Akanthomyces muscarius is the source of this 870-nucleotide messenger RNA. RefSeq lists its product as uncharacterized. The record is from RefSeq and is a predicted model, not a curated record. NCBI's taxonomy places the organism in Eukaryota, Fungi, Ascomycota, Sordariomycetes, Hypocreales, Cordycipitaceae. The transcript has a single exon. The coding region runs from base 1 to 870 and encodes 289 amino acids.